CACCUGCAGUCGCACAGUGGUUGUGUGUUUGAUUCAUACUGUAGCUAGAGAGAGGAGACGAGGAAGUAGCGGGUGAGUGAUGGUAAUGAAUUCAGGUGACGCUAUUAUAAUAAUAUCCAGCGUAAUAGCUCCAAAAUGGCAGAUUUAUGGGCAGAUGUAUAUAACAGCGCAGCGCUGCUUGAGGAGAUAGCCCCCAAUGCUGUUGAUGCCGCCCUCCUGCAAGGAAUUGUUAUGAGGACAAAGGAGAGUCCAAAUGCAUCUGAUGUGGUAAAUUUUGCUCCAUUCACUUUGCUUCCUUCUCCUGUGCCGAGACACCUCUUUAAACAAGCAAAGUCUGUCCAAGAAGAUUUUAACUUGCUGGUGGAUCGCCUGAGCCAGAACCUGUCAUUCCUGGAGAGUGCGCUUUCAAGCACCAUAAAAGUGGACGACUUCAUAGAGCGUCUUUUCAAAAUUUAUAGACACGUGCUGGAUGAAGGCCUGGCUCAGACUGUGUUUUUGGGCAUCAAUCGCUCAGACUACAUGUUUGACUGCAGAGCAGAUGGGACCACAGCUCUGAAACAGAUUGAGAUUAAUACUAUUGCAGCCAGUUUUGGGGGACUCUCAUCUCGGACUCCUGCGGUGCACCAACACGUCCUGAAGGCACUCGGGAAACCAGAAGAAGCUUGUAAGAUUCUGUCAAACAACCCAUCACUUGGGAUAUCCCGAGCGAUUGCUAAGGCUUGGGAACUGUAUGGCUCACAAAAGGCUGUUGUCAUGUUUUUGGUUGAGAGUGUACAGAGGAACAUUUUUGAUCACCGGUACAUAGAGAAUGAACUGUGGAACAGAAAUAUCAAAGUGAUUAGGAGACGCCUCACGGAUGUCUAUGAGAGAGGAUCAUUGGAUGAAAAGAAAUGUCUCUAUGUGGAUGGCUAUGAGGUGGCAGUGGCGUAUUUCAGAACUGGAUAUAUGCCUGAGGAUUACAGUGAGCAGGCUUGGGAAGCUCGUCUUAUGAUGGAAAGAUCCAGAGCAGUGAAAUGCCCAGACAUAGCAACCCAACUGGUCGGUACCAAGAAGGUGCAGCAGGAACUGAGCCGCCCUCUUGUCCUGGAAAAGUUUCUGCCUGACAAACCAGAGGCCGUUUCCCGAAUCAGAGAGACUUUUGCAGGCCUGUACUCCUUAGAUAUUGGUGAAGAAGGAAACCACACUGUGAAGAUAGCACUGGCAAACGCAGACCAAUAUGUAUUAAAACCACAACGAGAAGGCGGAGGAAAUAAUAUCUAUGGUGAUGAAAUCAGAGAAGUGCUAGAAAGGGUCAAAGAUAGCACGGAGCGUACUUCUUACAUUCUGAUGGAUAAGAUCAAGCCUCAGCCAGUAAGGAGCUGUCUCCUGAGAGCCAAUAGCAAAGUACAAGUGUCAGAAUGCAUCAGUGAGCUGGGUAUGUUUGGAGUCUAUGUGAGGCAAGGUGACAAGAUGGUUCUCAAUGAAGGUGUGGGUCAUCUUCUUAGGACAAAAGCCACUGAGCACGCUGAUGGUGGUGUGGCAGCUGGAGUCGCAGUCCUGGACAAUCCUUACCUCGUUUAGGGAUCCUGUGUGACCUCUGACACUCAAAGUGCCUAACUCCCCAUGCUGGACACUGGAGGAAGUUCUGUACAUCUGGUUCAUUAAAGCCCACAUGUUGGCGUUUUAAUCUUGGUUGUCAUCUUCCAACAGGACAUACAUAUUUGCCAAUGAAGGGCCUCUGAGACUGGUACAAUUCUGAAACUAAAUAGUACAUUAUUUUAAUUUUAUAAAAUUGCCUCAUUGAACAAUUUUAUUCAAGUGAUGUGGUAAAAUGAACCCUUAUUUUCACCAGCACACAAUUAUACAAUAGUCUGAAAAAACUAGAUUUUUGUACUUGCUGUAAAAUGUGUUUCUCUUCCGUAUCAUUGGGGGACACGGGGUUGACCAUGGGUAUAGCUGUUGCCACUAGGAGGCGACACUAAGCACAAAGUUGUGAGCACAUCCCUCCAGCUAUACCCUUCCUACAGGGACUAAGCUAAAUCAGUUAGUCCAAAAGUAGUAGGAGAAGCAAGACAAAAACAGGAAAACCAAACAAUGUAGAAAACCAGAACAACGCAGGCCAGAAAAGGCCUGUAAACGAGAGAACGGGCGGGAGCCGUUUCUCCCAAUGAAGGGGAGAGAAACAGAUUUUACAGUAAGUACUAAAAUCUCAUUUUCUGAUCCGUAUCAUUGGGGCGCACAGGCUUGACUAUGGGAUGUUACAGAGCAGUCCCAAAGGUUGGCAUAAACAAGAACCCUCCAGCCAAUCAGAGAACCACCGCCUGCAAAAUUCUACGCCCCAGAGAAGCGUCAGAAGACGCAAAGGUGUGUACUCUGUAAAAUUUGGAAACGGUGUGCAAAGAGCUGAAGCCCCAUGAUGCACUGCCCGAGCAGAAUGAGCAGUAACCUGGAAGGGUGUGGCUCGGUCACUGACGCGGUACGCUUCCACAAUGGCCAAACAAAUCCAUCGGGAAAUGGAAGUUUUAGACGCAGCCAGCCCUCGUCUCAGCCCCUCUGGAAUGACCAACAAGGAAUCCGUCUGUCGGAAAGAGGACAUCUGGGACAGAUAGAUGCGAACGGCUCGUACCAAAUCCACAGUGUGGAGCGGCUGUUCAUGAGGAUGAGACUGGGCAGGACAAAAUUAAGGUAGAAUGAUCUCUUCAUUGAAAUGGAAUACUGACACAACCUUCGGAAGGAAGGACUGAACAGGGCAAAGGACUACCUUGUCCUGAUGGAGGAUCAGGAAAGGCGUCCGACAGGAAAGAGCUGCGAGUUCCAACACCCUACGGAUGGAAGUGAUGGCCACCAAAAAGGCCACCUUGUAGGACAGGAAACGAAACGACAUCUGCUGCAAAGGCUCAAACGGUGAAGACUGAAGGGCGCUGAGCACUAGAUUAAGAUCCCGAAGAUUCAACGGAGGACAGAGAGGGGGUGCAGCAUGCGCAACCCCCUGCAGAAAGGUCCGAACCGCAGAAAGCGAAGCCAAGUUCUGCUGAAAAAGAAUGGAAACUUGCCCUUUGAGAGAGCUGAGAGACAGCCCCUAGUCCAUGCCCAACUGCAGGAAAGACAAGUGUUGUGGCAACGAGAAAUGAAUGGGAGACAGCUGGUGACGCUCGCACCAACAAAAGUAGGACUUCCAGGUCCAGUGGUAGAUUAGGGAAGAUGAUGGCUUCCUGGCACGAAUCAUGGUCUGGACAACAGCAUCCGAGAAACCCCAAGUCCUUAGUACGGUGGUUUCAACAGUUACGACCCUAAAUUCGGGUGGGAAUCACCGUAGGGAACCUGUAAAGGGGAGGGAGAAGGAAGGAGGGUAGCACUUUGGGGGCCAGAAAAUACUCACGCAUCCGGUGUCUUCUGCCACCCUGGCUCCAGCCGGAUCACCACCUUCGGUGUGCUGCCCCUUGCGGAGGGCCGCUACACCAGAAACAGAGGGGACUUGUAGUGGGCGGCCGUGGUGACCCGAAGGCUGGCGGGAUGCAAAGGCUUUAGGAACCUAUGGUCCUUCUUGACUUUGACUUCUGGAGACCGGGAAGGAGCAGCAGGCUUAGGGACCCCCUGGUCUUCUGUUUCCUGGGUGGUAGUGCAGGCAGCUAAGACUGCCUGAAAUCCCGCUAGAAGAAAG
This is a messenger RNA of Bufo gargarizans (Asiatic toad), 3640 nucleotides long. It is a transcript of the gene GSS, whose product is annotated as glutathione synthetase. The record is from RefSeq and is a predicted model, not a curated record. Gene Ontology annotation, molecular function: glutathione binding; glutathione synthase activity; ATP binding. Gene Ontology annotation, cellular component: cytosol. Gene Ontology annotation, biological process: glutathione biosynthetic process. NCBI's taxonomy places the organism in Eukaryota, Metazoa, Chordata, Amphibia, Anura, Bufonidae. Bases 136 to 1560 code for a protein of 474 amino acids. The transcript is spliced from 13 exons.